Messenger RNA from Anguilla rostrata (American eel), 5346 nucleotides. RefSeq names its product lysine-specific demethylase 4C-like. Gene Ontology annotation, biological process: regulation of gene expression; chromatin remodeling. Gene Ontology annotation, molecular function: histone H3K9 demethylase activity. Gene Ontology annotation, cellular component: nucleus; chromatin. The transcript is spliced from 19 exons. Bases 221 to 4669 code for a protein of 1482 amino acids. Lineage: Eukaryota; Metazoa; Chordata; Actinopteri; Anguilliformes; Anguillidae. The record is from RefSeq and is a predicted model, not a curated record.
CUGCACCCCUCGGUACCUCAAUUAUGAAGACCUGGAGAGAAAGUACUGGAAAAACCUGACCUUCGUGUCCCCUAUCUACGGAGCAGAUGUGAAUGGCAGCUUGUACGAUGAGGGGAUAGAGGAGUGGAACAUCGGCCACCUGAACUCCAUCCUGGACGUCAUCGAGGAAGACUGCGGCGUGUCCAUCCAGGGGGUCAACACCCCGUACCUGUACUUCGGGAUGUGGAAGACCAGCUUCUCCUGGCACACCGAGGACAUGGACCUCUACAGCAUCAACUACCUCCACUUCGGAGAGCCCAAGUCCUGGUACGCCAUUCCUCCGGAACACGGGAAGAGGCUGGAGCGCUUGGCCACAGGCUUCUUCCCAAACAGCUCCAAGAGCUGCGAAGCCUUCCUCCGCCACAAGAUGACGCUGAUCUCGCCCUCCAUCCUGAAGAAGUACAGCAUCCCCUUCGACAAGAUCACCCAGGAGGCCGGUGAGUUCAUGAUCACCUUUCCCUACGGCUACCAUGCCGGAUUCAACCACGGCUUCAACUGCGCCGAGUCCACAAACUUCGCCAGCAUCCGGUGGAUCGAUUACGGGAAAGUCGCCAAGCAGUGUAACUGCAGCAAGGACAUGGUGAAGAUCUCCAUGGACCCCUUCGUCAAGAAGUUCCAGCCGGACCGCUACCAGGUGUGGAAGCAGGGCAAGGACGCCUGCGUCCUGGACCACUCCCGGCCCACCCCCGGCUCCACCCCCGAGCUGCAGAGCUGGCUGCACCGCCGAAAACGGGCCCGCCCCUCCGCCCCCAGCAGCCUCCAUCACCCGCGAUCCCGAUCUAAGAAGCUAAGAGCCGCCGCGCCGGAGGAUGAGGAGGAGGGGGAGGAGGAGGAAGAGGACAGAGAGCAGAGGGCCCAGGCCACCCUCCCGCAGGGCCCCAGGGUGAAGAAGGAGGCGGGGGGAGCGAGCAGGAGGGCGGAGGGGGGAGGGCCGGGACUGACCUGCCAGGCCGGUAGGCCGUCAGACGCGCCGGGAACCUCAGGGAACGAUCAGACAGAGGUGAACAGGAAGAUGUGCACCAGGAACAGGAUGGAGAGCGACAGCGCUCCGGGGUCCACCGACCCCGCCCGAAGGCUCCGCCCGCCCAGCCGCGACCUCUCCCCUUCGGAAGCGUCGGAGCAGGAGCCCGAUCCGUCCGGUCCUGCGGGAGAGGGGGAGGACGAGGAGGGGGAGGUGGUGGAGGAGAUGCUGGCUCCUCCCGUGGGUACGGAGGCCCAGCCCGGCUCCCCGGUUGCUGGAAGCUCGGGGCUUCGCGGGAGACUGGAGCCCCUGUCCGGCGAGGAAUCCACUCAGGGUCAGGAGAUGGCCGUCGGCGGCCUAUCCCGAGUCGCGGUGUCGGAGAGUCGAAGCGGGGGGUCACGGAGCGGUACGCCUCCUGCAGAGCUCCUGAACGCCGCGUCUCCCCUGCCUUCCGCUGCGCCCAGAGCCCCGGCGUCUGGACCGGGCGCUAGCAGCAGGGCGCACGUGGGUCACGGGAGUAACGCUGGCGCAGACUCGCUGGACACUGCGAGAGGAGCCUCUGAAUCUCUCUGUAGCGACUCUUCAGCAGCUGGUCACCCUUGUGACUCUUCAACCGCAGGUCACUCUAAUGGCUCAUCGGCAAGAGGUCACCCUGGUGACUCUUCAGCAGCAGGUCACCCUAGUGACUCUUCAGCAGCAGGUCACACUAAUGACUCUUCAAAAGCAGGUCACUCGAAUGACUCUUCGAGAGCAGGUCACUCGAGUGGCUGUUCAGCAGCAGGUCACUCUAAUGACUCGUCUGCACCAGAUGUGGAAGCCAGUUCUUUGCCAGUGGCCCUUGCCGGCGCGGAGUGUUCCACUGGAGGAAGUGACACGGUCCCCUGCGAAUCUGGGGAGCAGUCCCGCCCUCCCUUACUGGACCCGUGCGGAGCAGGCGUCCCCCCUCUGGCCUCAGGCUCGGAGCAGCUGGUGGGGAACCGCGGAGGAAGGCGCGAGAUGCCCUCCCUCACCCCCGUGCUCACGGAGGAGGACGCCUCUCUCCCGCCCCAGCUGGACCAGGAGAUGCCCUCUCUCACGCUGGCGGUCGGCACGGAGGCCCUGUCCCGCUUUCCUGGAACCGGCCACCAGGGGGACCCCUCACUGCCCGUCCUCCACCGGGAGGAGUCCCUCUUCGGCUUGAUGUCAGAAACGAUGGUCCCUCGCGUCCGUCCUGUGGAAGAACCGUCAUUACCCGUCGUGCUACAAACGUCUCAUCCUCAGUCCCAUCUCCAUCGAGUACUUCCUGUUUGUCACACUCCACCCGAGACCCUACAGCCUCAGAGUCCAGCGCCUGAUCCUUCAGGGCCACACGAUCUGACCAGUGGAUUGAAGCUGCAGGGCCUGCUUGCUCCUCCUGAUGGUGAAUCCAGCCAUGUCUCAUUGCACACGGGCACAGAUGCCCUGAGGGAGAGCGAGCCGUUCCUCACUAGUCCCUUAGGUCGCUCGUCCCACACUCCAGACCGCAGCCAUUCGGAUAAGCACAAGCCUUCAGAAGAGGAGGUUAAUGAUGUAAGUGGCGCUCCAGCUCUGACCUCAUGGUGUUCCCAUUCCUGGCCGGUCCUGGUGGGAGUGGAAGCAGAGGGCUCUGUGGCUAACGAGGACGGCCAAGCCGGCGGUUCCGACAGCCCGAGCGCGGAGAUCGGACCUUUGAGCUCGGGUAUCUGGGACCACCUCAACUGCCAAGGCCCCGCGGUUCUGAUCGAGAGCGUCCAUCCCGAAAUCCCUGUGGUCCUGCCGGAAGACAGGACGGCGACUUACUACACUCUCAACUCCCCGGCCAACACUGCGUGGGAGGAGGACGAGACCCCCGAGGAGGCGGAGCCUGACAGGGUGGGGGCGGGGCCAGAGGAGGAGUCUCACGUGCUGGGGGCGGGGUCAGGGGCGGAGCCCAGCGACGCGGACCGCCGCAGGAUGGAGAUGGAGGCCGCAGAGGCCCUCACCCUCUGCAGGGAGCUGACGGCUGGCAGGAACCCGUCACCCCCCAGGGAGGAGCCGUGGGACAGCAGGAACCAGUCCCCCCCCAGGACCUCCUCCGCUCGGAACUGCGACUCGGACGCCGCCCCCAGUGUGUCCACGGAGGGGAGCGACCUGGAGUCCGAGGAGGCGGAGCUUGAGCCCGGGGAGAUCUGCACUUACCCCAGUCAGAUGGUGGUCCAGGUGGGCCGGAUGAAGACCACCAAGAGCUGGCGGCACCCGCUGAGGAAGCCCACGGCCCGGGCGGUGCCCAGCGCGGUCAAGCAGCAGGCCGUCAGCGACGAGGAGCUUCCGGAGGCUUCUCUGACGGAGGAGGAGGUCCAGGAGGCGGAGCCCUGGGCCAAGCCGCUGCUGCACCUCUGGCACGGCCGCAAGCCCAGCCUCCCGGCGGAGCGGGAGUACAACGCCGCCGCGGCCAGGAGCCCGCCGCACUGCGCCAUCUGCACCCUGGUCAUGCCCUAUUACCUGCCUGAGGACAGACCCGAGGACAGCCGGCCCGUGGAUCUGGACGCCCUCAGCAGGCACAGGUCCAAACCCCUCAUCCCGGAGAUCUGCUUCUCCUACAGGGAGGGCAACAGCGACACCUGCCCCCCCACCGCGGUGCUGGAGGAGGACGGGUCCAGCCCCCUGGUGUCCUGCAGGACCUGCUCCGUACAGGUGCACGCCAGUUGCUAUGGUGUCUCUGCACAGGAUAUCCAUGACGACUGGUCAUGUGAUCGCUGCCUGAGUGGAGAGCUCACUGCUGAGUGCUGUCUGUGCAACCUGAGGGGCGGGGCUCUGAAGCGGACCACUGACGACAGAUGGGCCCACGUCAUGUGCGCCCUGGCCCUCCCCGAGGUGAGGUUCGCCAGCCAAUCGGAGCGGAGCCCUAUCGACAUCAGCAGAAUCCCGCUGCAGAGGUACAAACUGAAAUGUGUCUACUGUCGUAAGAGAAUCAAGAAAGUUUCUGGGGCGUGCAUCCAGUGCUCCUGUGGGCGGUGCCCAACGUCCUUCCACGUGACGUGCGCGCACGCCGCGGGGGUCACCAUGGAGCCGGACGAUUGGCCGUACGUGGUGUUCGUCACUUGUCACAGGCACCAGUUGCGGAGCUCAGCUGCCAAGAGCACAGCUUGCAAGAAGGACAUCGAGGUGGGGCAGACCGUCAUCGCCAAGCACAAAAACCUGCGCUACUACAGCUCGCGGGUCGCACAGGUCCUGUCCCAGACCUUCUACGAGGUCAUGUUCGACGACGGCUCCUUCAGCAACGACACUUUCCCAGAGGACAUCGUGAGCAGGGACUGCGUCCGCCUGGGCCCGCCCGAGGUCGGGGAGGUCGUGCAGGUCAAGUGGCCCGACGGCCUCUUCUACGAGGCCAAGUACCUGGGGUCCAACACCUCUUACAUGUACCAGGUGGAAUUUGAAGAUGGUUCCCAACUCUUGGCAAAGAGGGAGGAUGUGUACACUCUGGAGGAAGAGCUGCCCAAGAAAGUGAAAGGACGUCUUUCCACGGCCUCCAGCAUGAGGUUCCAGGACGCCUUCCACGCCCCCAUGAUUGAGGGCGAGAAGAAGCGGCAGAGGACCCCAAACUCCCGCUUCCAGAAGGACUAUGUGGCCGAGCCUACCAGCCGGGCGUCCGCCAAGAACGCCUGCGAGCCCAGGAGCGCCAGAGGGAAAUAAGAGACACUCCAAAAAAAGAAUAAAUAAAAUGAAAUAAACAUAAACACAAACAUUAAGACGGUGAAUGCACUACAUGUCAGAAGAUUGAAGGGGGUACGGGGUGGGGGGUGGGGGAGGGGGAGGGGGCUGUUCAGGCAAAAUGUUUAUACUGUGAUUUCCUGAGGUUUGGUGGCAUACUGCAUAUCCUGUUAAGAUGGAUCACCCCACUGCUUUCACGUUAGUCAGGGAAAAAAUAUAUAUACAUCUAUAUUUGUUUCAUUAUCUUUUUUAAAAUGUUUGAUUGGCACAAAAAUAUGUUUUGUAUUACUAAAAUAUUCCAGGAUUUCUUUCUUUUUUGUCUAAGAUGCCUAGAUUUUCACCCACCCCUGCUUCGUUUUGAAUGUCCGGUUGCUACUUGUAAGGUUAGAGGUCAAAGGUUCCCUUUCAUAAUAUUAUGAGAUGUUUUCUUUCAAACUUGCACGGUUCAGCAUUAUACGUGGGUGUUCCCUUCCUCUAAAUGAAUUCAUUAAUAUGUGAAUUGUAAGCAGUUACUACGGUUACUGUAUUGAAUGGAUUGGAUCAGAUUUAUAUUAUUGAAUUGAAAUCUCUUUUCUAAUAAUUUAUUUGGGCUUCCUUUUUAAACAUAAUGUCGACUAACCCUGCAAAUGUAAAAUUAAAAUUCUCUUGGUUGGCUUUUA